AAUUCGAUCAUACAACUCGACCAGGAUUAGGAAAUUCCCGUUGUACAAAGGGACUUGGAUAGCAAGGCUGCCUAUGCGGCAAGAGUAGUCCUUGGUCUAUAUAUAAGAAACCCCCCGAGAGCAAGUUUUUUGUUGUUUGUACCAAAAAUUUUCAAGAAAGAAAAAGAAAAAAGAAGAUGAAGGUGGUAGCAGCCUAUUUGUUGGCAGCUUUGGGAGGCAAUACUAACCCUUCUGCUCAUGAUUUGAAGCAGAUUCUUUCUUCUGUUGGGGCUGAAGCUGAUGAUGAAAAGAUUGAGUUGCUUCUGUCCCAAGUGAAGGGAAAGGAUAUGACUGAGCUAAUUGCUGCUGGAAGACAGAAAUUGGCUGCCAUGCCUUCUGCUGGAGCUGCUGUUCCAGGUACUGCUGCAGCUGUUGGAGGUCCUGCUGGUGCAGCCCCAUCUGCUGCUCCUUCUGCUGUUGCUCCCAAGGAGGAGGAAAAAAUCGAAGAACAAUCCGAUGAUGACAUGUGCUUCAGUCUGUUUGAUUGAGGAUUUAAUUAGGAAUAUUGAACUUUAAUUGUUCUGUAGACUCAAAGCAGGGAUUAAUUAGUUUUCUCUAUAGAAGUUAAUAGGAUAUAAUCAACAUUGACUAA
Durio zibethinus is the source of this 631-nucleotide messenger RNA. Its product is annotated as large ribosomal subunit protein P2-like. Gene Ontology annotation, cellular component: ribosome; cytosolic large ribosomal subunit. The record is from RefSeq and is a predicted model, not a curated record. NCBI's taxonomy places the organism in Eukaryota, Viridiplantae, Streptophyta, Magnoliopsida, Malvales, Malvaceae. Gene Ontology annotation, biological process: cytoplasmic translational elongation. Gene Ontology annotation, molecular function: structural constituent of ribosome.